Messenger RNA from Acipenser ruthenus (sterlet), 6255 nucleotides. Its product is annotated as rho guanine nucleotide exchange factor 10-like. The coding region runs from base 330 to 4493 and encodes 1387 amino acids. Lineage: Eukaryota; Metazoa; Chordata; Actinopteri; Acipenseriformes; Acipenseridae. The record is from RefSeq and is a predicted model, not a curated record. The transcript is spliced from 29 exons. Gene Ontology annotation, molecular function: protein binding; guanyl-nucleotide exchange factor activity. Gene Ontology annotation, cellular component: centrosome. Gene Ontology annotation, biological process: mitotic spindle assembly; actin cytoskeleton organization; positive regulation of stress fiber assembly.
CACACUUCGGCUGGGAACCACAAUACUGUGAUUGAGGUGCAGUUGGCCAAUCACUUGUUCACAGUUACAGAGCAGCACCAAUAGCGAGCAGUGGGUGGUGGCUGUCUUGGAAGAGAUUGGAAAACUGGAGUAAGAAAAAUGCAAAAAGACAAGCAAUUGAAUCUGUGGCAGUCAUGAUUGAGUAGAUUGUAGUGGUCAACUUUGGAACAAACAGAGGAAGGAAACAGUUAAAAAAGAAGCUUAAAUGCACCCCAGAAACCGGGAUGUGGUAAGUACUAAAGCGUUCUUGGCAGACGGCAAAAUAAGUGUCUCCUAGGCAACCAUUUAGCAUGGAUGUGGAAGAGUUCCCGCCCCCUCCACCUGAAGUGAUGCAGAGUGACUUGCCCAAUGCUGAUGAAGAUGAAGACGAGGGAGAGCUGUUUGAGUUUGAUGACAGCGCAGAUGAAAUUCUUGAAGCUGACCAACAACCUCCUGCUCCUCCUUUACCUGAUUAUGAAAUUGAAACGAAGGACAAAGACAUUGACUCCACUGAUGAUAAACAUAAAGACGCACAUACAGAAGGGCAUCUGCUCAAUAAUACGCAGACGAAAACAUUGAAUCAUAAUGACAUAUCCUCAAAAACGGGGGAUUCAAGUUUCGCCACAGGGUCAAAUAUAGAAGUUUCAGAGCACGAUAGUCCAAGUGAUAACCUUGUACCUCCAGCUGCAAAAGCUGCCAGGGGAUCUCCACUUGGAAAAGUAAAUCCUUAUUCGGUUGUAGAUAUAGCUCCUUUGCAGGAGCAGAGUCCCAUACAAGAAGAGGAGGAGGACGGCCAGAAAGAUGCUGCCAAUGCCAGGGUUCCUAGUGGGUAUUCUGUUCCAGUGCCAUGUGGAUACGCUGUACCUUCCAACGUCCCUCUGAUCAUGCCUGCAUACUCCACUCCUGUCAUCAUACGACACCUGUCGGUGGAUGAAGAAGUGACUGUGCAUGACACCAGUCCAGCUCAAGACAGUGAAGAUCGACCAGCAGUUAAAAGGGAUGAUGCCUUGGCAAGAUGGGUUGCGGAUCCUGCAAAUACAGCUUGGAUGGAAAAUCCUGAUGAGGUUAUUUAUGAUGAUGUGCCUAGAGAAAACUCGGAUUCUACCACAGAUCCAGAUGAAAUGAUCUACGAUGAUGUAGAACUUGGGGAAGAAGGUGGGGACAGUUCCCCGGAGAAUGGCUGGAGCUCCAGUGAAUUUGAAAGCUACGAUGAACAAAGUGAUACAGAGAGCAAAAGCGAGAAUGGGAUUCCAAAUGCUUUCCUCCCAGGCAAAUCUCAAAAACACAAAACCCAUCUUUCUCAAGAUCUGACUCGUUUGAAAGAGCACUAUGAGAAAAAGAUGAAAGAUCUCAUGACAAACACAGUGGGGACAGUAGAACUUCAGCAGAUUAGGCUGAAACAUGAGCAGAAGAUGCAAAAGUUAAUGAAAGCAGCAAAAGAUGGUACCAAAGAUGGGCUUGAAAAAACCAAAGCAGCUGUGAAGAGAGGACGCUCAUUUAUAAAAACAAAAUCUUUUAUUCAAGACCGAAAGUCAGUCUGUCUUGAAGAGGAGCCAGAUGUUUUUAUUGAAGUUGAUUGUCUCAAUACUGAACCUGUGAUGAUGCCUAUGCCAGAAGGCUUGACACAGCAGCAGGUUGUUCGAAGAUAUAUUCUUGGGUCAAUACUUGAGAGUGAAAAAAACUACCUGGAUGCAUUGAAACGCAUUUUAGAGCAAUAUGAAAAGCCGCUGUCAGAAAUUGAUCCAAAGUUGAUAAGCGAUCGAAAACUAAAACUGAUGUUUUACCGAAUCAAGGAGAUCCUUCAGUGCCAUUCUCUGUUCCAGAUUGCACUAGCUAGUCGGGUUGCUGAGUGGGACAGCUCAGAAAUGAUAGGAGAUGUGUUUGUUGCUUCAUUUUCCAAAUCCAUGGUGCUGGAUGCAUAUAGUGAGUAUGUGAAUAAUUUCAGCACAGCCAUGGGAGUUGUCAAGAAAACAUGUGAAACAAAGCCAGCUUUUCUUGAAUUUUUGAAACACUGCCAGGAUUCCAGCUGCGAUCGCAGUACGCUGUACGGGUUAAUGAUGAAACCUAUCCAGCGGUUCCCACAGUUUAUUCUGCUCCUUCAGGAUAUGUUGAAAAAUACCCCUAAAGGACACCCUGACCGACUACCUCUACAGAUGGCUCUGACGGAACUUGAAACAUUAGCAGAGAAACUAAAUGAGAGGAAGAGGGAGGCAGACCAGCGCUGUGAAAUUAAACAAAUCGCGAAAGCCAUGAAUGAGCGCUAUCUUAACAAGCUCCUAAGCAGUGGGAAUAGAUACCUGAUCCGUUCUGACGACAUGGUGGAAACUGUUUACAACGAGAAAGGAGAAGUUAUCAAAACCAAAGAACGGCGGCUGUUUUUGCUAAGUGAUGUGCUUAUGUGUGCCACCGUUAACGUCCGAUCUACCUGUGAAGGCAGUGGUAUUGUCCCACAUGGUCAGAAGUACUUGCUGAAGUGGAGUGUACCACUGAGCCACGUGGACGUGGUAGAGUUUGGAGGCAAUGAAGAGCGGGGAGAAAACUCCAGACACCCUGCUCAGCAUUCUGGAGAAAAAGUGGUGCUUCAUGCAAAGCCAAGCAAACUUUAUAUGGGUCCAGGGCAGCUAUACCAGGAUUUACAGAAUUUAAUGCAUGAUCUGAAUCUUGUUAAUCAGAUAACACAAAUGAUUGGAAACUUAAAAGGCAACUACCAGAACCUUAACCAGACAGUGGCCCAGGACUGGAUCUCUGGACUGCAAAGGCUCAUAUUUAAAAAGGAGGAAGAAAUAAGAGCAGCAGAUCGAUGCAGAAUUCAGCUCCAACUCCCUGGAAAGCAUGAUAAGUCCGGCAGGCCUACAUUUUUUACAGCAGUGUUUAAUACGUUUACUCCCUCCAUCAAACAGUCCUGGAUAAGCAGUUUGCAGAUGGCAAAACUUGCUCUUGAGGAGGAAAACCAGCAGGGAUGGUGUCUUGCAGAGGAUGAUGGGAAUCAGAUCAAAAAACAGAAACAUCCACUUCUUGUUAGGCAGAUUCCAGUUGUUAUGUCCAAAUUACAGGAGUUUAAGGUGGCAUGUGCUGUUCAUAACCCCGAGCCUUACUGUGGCUACGAUAAUGUAGCAGACUCUCUCUCCAUGGGACACGGGUGUCUGUGGAUUGCUAGUUGUACCAAUCAGAUGGGACAGAUAUCCAUUGUGACGCUUCAUAAUUCAAACCCCAAAGUGACUGAAUGUUUUAAUGUGGAGUCUCGGAUUGUGUCCAUGGUGCACAUCACAAAUGAAGACAAGCAGGAAGAGUCAGAAGCAUGUCUGGACUUGGAACCUGCAGCAGGAAAAGCAACAGAUUCCCCCACCAUCUGCCUGGGCAUGGAGGAAGGGAGCAUAUCAGUUUAUAAAAGUAGUCAAUGUUCCAAGAAAGUGCGUCUUCAACAUUUCUUCACACCAGACAAAUCCACAGUUAUGAGUCUCGCAUUCAAGUCUAAGUGCCUGUAUGCUGGCCUAGUGAGUGGAGCCAUUGCAAUCUACACCAAAACAGAAGAUGGGUUCUGGAACUCAGAUUCCCCUAAGAUUCUGAAGCUGGGGUUUCUCCCUGUCAAAAGUAUUCUGGCAAUGGAAGACACAAUCUGGGCAUCUUCAGGUGGACACGUCUCUAUUAUCAGCACCAAGACGCAUAUUGUGGAGCGUCAGCUAGAAGCCCAUCAGGAGGAAGGGAUGGUUAUAUCCCACAUGACCGUUGCUGGUGUUGGAAUCUGGAUUGCCUUCACCUCCGGUUCCACACUACGACUGUUCCACACAGAAACUCUAGAACACCUCCAGGACAUCAACAUUUCAACUCCCAUCCACAACAUGCUGUCGGGUCAGCAAAGGGUUUCAGUGACCAGUCUCCUGGUGUGUCAUGGUUUGCUGAUGGUUGGUACUAACUUGGGAAUCAUUGUUGCUUUGCCUGUCCCUCGAUUACAAGGCAUACCCAAAGUAACAGGAAGGGGAAUGGUCUCGUACCAUGCUCACACCGGUCCUGUGAAGUUCCUCACAAUGGCCGGAGCCGUGAGCAGUAAGAAGCAGAGAAGCACAUCGAUAAGCAGUGCUUCAUCCCAGCCGGAAGCUAAAGAUGGAGAACAGAGAAACGAUUGCCCCGAGGGAUUGUCCUCUUCCUUGGCGAUCAUUAAAGACAAAGGGGUUUGGCUGGGAGGCUCGACCAGGUCCAUUGCUCAACAAAGCAACCUGUCGUCUUCUUCAGGGUCUCUGGCACUGUCUCACGUGUCGCUCGAACACGGGCCGGAGGAUGCUACUAUUUAUGAGCUCCUGAAUGACCCAAGCUUUUCACACAGAGGCAAAAGAUCCAAAAAGAUGACAGUUAGUUCUGUGCUCGUGGUUUCUGGGGGGUUAGGCCACAGAAGAGUGAAUAAGAAAUCAAAGCAACAGCGGCAGGAUGAGACUGUGUCAACAAUCAUGGUUUGGCAAAUUCCAUUGCUUAAUAUAUAAAACAUAUUCUGCUUUCAUGAAAGAAAGGGAUGAGUUUGCUUACGUUGAAAUAUCACUGUGACCUAGUCAUACAGUCAAGAUCUUUAUGUGUAAUACCUUCAUGUUACCCCAUUGCGUCACAUUAUCUUUUUUAAUAGGAUCUAUCUUUAGCCAGUAACUCUUGUUGACAUCUGGGGGCGUGCUAUUAUUCAUACUUUUUAAACCUGUUCGGUUGAUGUACAAAUGCAGUAUGCACAGAAGGAUCACAAAUCACAGUUUAAAAAUGCUGCCUCUACAUUUUAAUAUAAGAAAAAAAUUUAAAAAAAAUAAAAAACACAGGACAAUGUGUAACAGGGCUUGAAUAAUGUUAUGCGUGAGUAUACGACAACAUUGCCAACUCAAAUACUCAUACCUAUUUAGUAUUUUCUAAUAACGUUACUGUACCUCUGUGACAGGCUGGCUGGGCAGUGACGUCAGACAGAAGCAGGAACUGAAAACACUGACACCAGGCACUGCAGUUUCAAAAUAAUAUUAAGACGCGGCAGCGCCGUUUAUUUAAAUACAAAAAUAAAUCAGAUAUUUUUAACACAAAAACACUUGCUCACAGAGCAAAAUAAAAAUGUUAAACAAAAAUAAUCACAAACACAAAAUAAACUGGUCAGGCUGGGUAAUCACCUUCACUGAACCUACGGUAAGUUUUAGCUCUUUGAUUCUCCACUCACUCUCUCGUUCCUCCUCUGAAUUCCCACCUUGAGUGCAGUGAGCUGCAGGCUUUUAUGCAGGUGACCAUCUCCCGAUUUAGCAACAUAUUAAUCACUUAAUUAAUUUGGGAGUUGGCCACCUUCUGCACGAAGUUAUUAAUUAUUCCUGGCAGAGGACAUGCACUAAUCUCGCCUCUGCCAGAACACGUUUUUAAAAAAACAAAACAAAACCGCACGGCGCCUCGCCGUCAUAAAUAAUAAAUACAUAAACAAAUACAAAAUAACACGGGCGGAGGGGGAAACCCCGUUCUAAAAUAAAGAAAUAUAUUUAAACAGCAGGGCUUACUACCGCCCUGCUGCAAGCUCUUUAAAAUGGUACUUCAUUUACUUUGUGCUUGGGUAUGAUACUGCUUUUCUCAGCUGGAAGCUAAGGGCCCGACUCACUAACCAAUAGUUGUGCAAUAUGUGUUUUGGGAGGAACUGUAAUUUUCAAGUCUGUAAUACUAAGAUUCUUGGUAGAAAAAUGGGAUUUGAUAGCUUUGCAUUGAAUAUUUGGUCAUUAUAAGGAAUUAAUUAAAGAAUACUAUGCUUUUUCACUUUCCAGAUAAUGUUUUCUACAAAGAUAGACUAACUUUUGAUAUACUUUUUAUAACCUUUUAUAUUAUUAUUAUUAUUAUUAUUAUUAUUAUUAUUAUUAUUAUUAUUAUUAGAAAACUCACUUUAGGAAUUAAACCAAUGAUGGCUGUGCUACUGUUGGCUUAAAGGCUUUUUUUUUAGUACCAUAUACUGUAAGGGUACAAUGAACUAAACAAGAUAAAGGAAUAUAGUUUACCACCUCAGUGUUUAAAAAGCGUCGGACAUCUUUAUAUAUAAAUACAUACAUACAUACAUACAUACACACACAUGUAUUUGAUAUGGAGUAUUGUCGGGGGGGGGACGACUAUAUUCCUAUAUCUAUAUUCCUGCAUCUUGGCCUUUUAUAUUACAUAUACUGGUUGUUUCAGAUAUAAAUGUAGUAUGUAAUAUAAUUACUUUGCAUGUAAAUCUGUUCAUAAAGAUUAAUAUCAAAACAAAAAAAUAAA